This is a messenger RNA of Apodemus sylvaticus (European woodmouse), 580 nucleotides long. Its product is annotated as lymphotactin-like. Gene Ontology annotation, cellular component: extracellular region. The transcript has 3 exons. The record is from RefSeq and is a predicted model, not a curated record. Gene Ontology annotation, biological process: positive regulation of ERK1 and ERK2 cascade; positive regulation of GTPase activity; cellular response to interleukin-1. NCBI's taxonomy places the organism in Eukaryota, Metazoa, Chordata, Mammalia, Rodentia, Muridae. The coding region runs from base 98 to 439 and encodes 113 amino acids. Gene Ontology annotation, molecular function: chemokine activity; CCR chemokine receptor binding.
UCAAUACAGGAAGUGUGCUGACCAUUGAGGGAAAUAAAAGGGGCUCCUGAGGAGUCUGCUCCACAUUCUUCCUGCACAGCUCAGCAAGACCUCAGCCAUGAGACUUCUCCUUCUGACCUUCCUGGGAGUCUGCUGCCUCACCACAUGGGUUGUGGAAGGUGUGGGAACUGAAGUCCGAGAAAAGAGUGUCUGUGUGAGCUUUCAAACCCAGCAGCUUCCAGUUAAAAAAAUCAAGUCCUAUACCAUCAAGGAGGGAGCCAUCAGAGCUGUCAUUUUUCUCACCAGACGAGGACUAAAAAUUUGUGCUGAUCCAGAAGUCAAAUGGGUGAAAACAGCAAUCAAGACUGUGGAUAGCAGGACCAGCGCCAGAAAGAACACAACUGGAACUGUUCCCACAGGAGCCCAGAGGUCUGCCAGCACAGCGAUAACCCAGCGAUAACUGUCUGGGUAGCAGCGGCCAGGACAGUGUUCCCUCACUUGCCAAGCAGCUCAUGUCAGUUCCCAAGCCCAGGGACUAAUUACGCUAUACUUACUUUUAAUGAAAGUGUUACACGAAUAAAGUUAUUUUUAUUUUUCAUGA